AUGAACAGAACAACAGAAUACCUGAAGCACAUAGACAAGAAGACACAAGCUCCUCCAACUUCAAAGAGCGAGAGCUUCUACGACACCAUCAAUAUAAAAAUAAAGAGGAUAGAAAAGAAGCUGGAGAAAUCCCUUUCCUACAGAGAGAUACUCAAGGUGGAAGAGGAGUUCAAUACUCUUUCUCUUGAGGUUCAGCAAACAUUGGAUACAAUUUCUGUAGAAGGCUCAAGUGACCUUAUCCUUCACUUUGAAGGAGUCAAGAAGAUUAUUUUGAUGAGGUUGCAAAGGGUCGAGAAAAAACUCAGAAACCUCAAGGACUCGAAGAUAGGAAUGAGCAUUGAUCUCGAGCCAGAAAGGCCGCAUACAUUUAAGAAUGUAGAAGAGGUCCAGAUGAUGGAGGAGGAAAACAAGAGGCUGGUUGAAGGAUACAACAUUGAGGGAUACAGGCUAACAAGAAAAAGACUUCUUGAGGUCGAGGCACUCCAGGACACAAUUUUCCAGCAUCUGACUCUUCAAGACGAGAGAAUUGACAGCAUAGUAGACCUUACCUCAAGGGCAGGGAAGUUUGUUUCUUCAAGCAACGAGGCACUGGGGAAAACAAAGAAUUCUGGAAAGUUUGCUCGGAGAUUUCUGUUUAUUCUAUUGCUUUGUUUAUCCUUCGUUCUGUUGUUCCUCCACUACUAUUACAAGUAA
Molecule: messenger RNA, 693 nt
Organism: Encephalitozoon intestinalis ATCC 50506
Lineage: Eukaryota; Fungi; Microsporidia; Unikaryonidae
Exons: 1
Coding region: 1-693 (230 amino acids)
Biological process (GO): retrograde vesicle-mediated transport, Golgi to endoplasmic reticulum
Cellular component (GO): endoplasmic reticulum; SNARE complex
Source: RefSeq, a predicted model, not a curated record